Molecule: messenger RNA, 2803 nt
Organism: Aspergillus welwitschiae
Lineage: Eukaryota; Fungi; Ascomycota; Eurotiomycetes; Eurotiales; Aspergillaceae
Exons: 3
Coding region: 165-2564 (799 amino acids)
Cellular component (GO): cytoplasm; nucleus
Source: RefSeq, a predicted model, not a curated record
GGCUCUCUUCACUCUGCCCCGGACCAAGUCUCAUCCUCCCCUAUAUACUUUCCGUCCCCCUCUCUUGUCUGGUGACCUGCCUCAAUCCCUGCCCUAGCAACCCACUUUAUUCCAAAGUUCAAUAAACAAGGUUGCUGUUGCUGAGCAGCAAAGCUCCUCCAGCCAUGUUUGUGCUCCGCAACGUGAGCAAGUACCUCUUUGGAGACUCUUCCAAGGAAUCUAUCAUCGAGAUCCCUCAGGGACAACUUUAUCUCGUCCGCCCUCUGUCGCCCAAGGGCUACUCGGAACUCAUCUUCAAGGACGCCGCCGCCUCCAUCAGGCGCACCGGCCAGGAAUUCCAGUAUCAGCUCGUCAUUCAGCGCGCCUACGAGGAAGGCGAAGAGGAGCUUGGAGAAGAGGACGACGAGCAAGGCGGCAGUGACAGCCUCGAUAAGGACGAAAAGGUCUUCCUGCUCGAUCAGGCUCUGCACUUUCGCUCCGAGGUGCGCGAAGGAGGACAAAAGAUCUUGGCCUGGAGAGACCUGAGUGGCGACAUUGGUGACCUUUUUGAAUUUGUUUGCGACCCCUCCGUACCUUCGGAUAAGGUUUCCACCUUCGAGCUAGCCGCUCUUCAGUGCCAGUACGAGCGCGCAUACCGCCGCAGCUCCCAGAACGUGAGCCGCGAAGAUCUGCAGGAGUUCUCAUUCCAGGAGGAGAAGCCUAUUCCGUCUGCAAGCCCUAUCUCUUCUUCAGCACGGUCUCCUGCUCGGUCGCCGACAUCUGGAGAGUCGACCGCCGCCAUGGUGAAGGACGUCGAAUACUCGCGGUCCAAGGGACAAAUUAAACCUGCAGCCUCAGAGGAAGCCACCGUUGCUCCCCCUUCUGCAGCGCAGCCUGAGGCUAGGGAGGUCCUUGCCAAGGAGAAGGCCGAGCUGCACCUGUUCGACUUCGUGAGCGGAACGUUCGUUCUGCAGGCGGCCAACGUAACUGCGACUGUUUCUGAGAUUGGUGACUGGAAGUAUUGGCUUCAGAUUAGCGGAGAAGACAAGGAGUGGCUGGGACAGGCUGUCGUUGCUGACAUCAACCCCGUUUUCAACUUCGAGUAUCUGUCGUUCAUCUUUAAUGCCUACAGUGAAGAUGGCUCGGCGUUCUCUUGGCUCUUGCGCUUCAAGGACCAGGAGACUGAGGAGAGGUUCCAGGAGGGUCUCAUGCAGGCUCUGUGGGAACAGCUGAACGAGAUGAAGUGGACAAAGGUCAAGGAGCAAGAACGGGAGUAUGUGCUGGACGCCUUCCAGGAUCUCACCAUGGAAGAUGCAGAGGAACGCGAAGCCGAGGCCGAAGAGGAAGAAGAAGAAGAGGACGAGGAGGAAGACCACUACGACGGUCAACGCAGCGAACACUACGACUCUGACGAGGAGCAAGAUGAUGUUGUUACGCGGGAUGAUGAUGGAAACGUCAACUCCCAGCUUGCCGUCGGUUACAAGCAUGACCGCUCCUUCGUUGUCCGUGGCUCCAAGAUUGGCGUCUUCAAGCACACUCCCGACAACAACUUGGAGUUCUCUACCAACAUCUCCAAGGUUGAGACCCCCAGGGGCAAGCUCUUCAGCCCCAAGAAGGUCAUGUUGCACGCCGAGGACACCAACAUGAUCCUUCAGAACGGUGACGACCCGAACUCGCUUUACCGGAUGGACUUGGAGUAUGGUAAGAUUGUGGAUGAGUGGAAGGUCCACGAUGACAUUCCAGUUACUACAUUUGCUCCUGAGAGUAAAUUCUCCCAAAUGACCUCUGCACAGCCCUUCAUUGGUGCUUCUAAGAACGCCCUCUACCGCAUCGACCCCCGUGUCGACGGAAACAAGUUGGUGGACACAGACCUGAAGCAGUAUGCCAGCAAGAACGAGUUUUCUUCGGUGGCUACCACUGAGAAGGGUUACAUCGCCGUCGCCUCCAACAAGGGUGAUAUCCGGAUGUUUGACCGUCUUGGAAUCAACGCUAAGACACAUAUUCCUGCUCUGGGAGAACCGAUCAUCGGACUGGAUGUGUCUGCGGACGGCCGCUGGGUUCUUGCAACCUGCCGGACAUACCUCCUCCUUAUCGACUCGCUACAGAAGGAGGGCAAGAACGAAGGCAAGCUAGGCUUUGAGCGCUCAUUCGCCAAGGACUCCAAGCCUCAGCCUCGCCGUCUGGGUCUGCAGCCUGCCCAUGUGGCCCAGUUCCAGCACGAGACGAAGAAGCCUAUCAGCUUCACCCAGGCACGAUUCAACACGGGUGUCGACAGUCAAGAGACUUCGAUUGUUACGGCCACUGGUCCCUUCAUCAUCACCUGGAGCUUGAAGAAGGUCGUUGCCGGACGCAAGGACCCCUACACCAUCAAGCGGUACGGCGAGGACGUGAUGGCAGACAACUUCCGCUUUGGUUCGGACAAGAACGUCAUUGUGGCCUUGCCUAACGAAGUCAACAUGGUUGCCAAGAGGAGUUUGAUGAAGCCCACUCGCGAGAGUAUCGCCGGACCUCCCGUCACACCCCGUCGCAGGACCCAAUGGGGCAGCCGGUUAGGAAGGGACGAGAUUGUCAACUCGCCUUACUGAUAGGUUGGCCUUUUUUGUGUUGAGUUUCUGCGCCGCUGCAUACCCAUCUUAUGUUUUCGGUUCGUCAUAUUUUUUUAUUUUCUUCUUGCACUCUGGUAUUCUCCGAAACGCUUUAAUGUCCUUACACGGUGAUAUGAACGGCUGGCGAACGGUUGCACUGCGGAAUUAAGCAUUGAUGUUUGUACUCUUACUAGUAGCUGAUAAUACAUCUACGAAUCACGACUGACGUUGCACGAUGG